UUUGGCCUCGCUAGCUGUUAGCUAGCUGGCUGACAUGAUGAUGGUGCAUGGUGGCCGCAGUAACCGUACAGAUGUUGCACUACAUUUAACGCUGUAAAUUUCAAGUGAAGCCAUGGGUCAGAUUCGCCUGUAGCUCAGGGACAAUGCGAGGAAAAACACACAGCCAGGCCAUUUACCGCCGCAAUACACAGGCCCAGUCUUUCAUUUAUCGUGUGCUAGGCAUGCUACGUUCACUUACUGUUUUGGCCGCUGUGAAAAGGUUUUCAUUGCAAUUGUACAAGUCUCUGCUCAAUCGGCAACGCUUUGUACAAUGCUAACGGGUUCUUAGAGACGUUUGGUUCUUUACAUCAUAGUGUCUGUUUUGAGCCAAAUGUGGGGAAGCAUUAGGAGCUGAAGAUAUAUUUUAUCAUGAAGCCCAGAUUAACAUUUGUCUGCCUAGCCCAUGUGUCUCUGUUAUCAUGAACUGUUGAAAAGAAGAGGAUGACGAAAUGAGAUAAAGUGGACGACUGGAGGAGCCUUAGCCCCCUCACCUCCACCAGUUUGAAGCAUGGCUGGCCUACAGCUUGUUACUCCUGCCACCUCACCCAUGGGGCCUUUCUUUGGUCUUCCAUGGCAGCAGGAGGCUAUUCAUGAUAACAUUUAUACACCUAGAAAAUAUCAGGUUGAACUUCUUGAAGCAGCUCUUGAACGCAAUACCAUCGUCUGCUUGAAUACUGGCUCAGGGAAGACCUUCAUUGCAGUACUUCUAACAAAAGAGCUCUCCCACCAAAUACGUGGACCUUACCAAGAAAAUGCAAAGAGGACUGUUUUUCUAGUGAACACAGCUGCUUCUGUAGUUCAGCAAGCAGCUGCAGUCAGGACUCACUCUGACCUCAGUGUGGGAGAGUAUACAGAUCUGGAGGAGACCUUAGCAUGGACUGACCAACGGUGGAGUCGACAGAUAAUAGAAAAUCAGGUGCUGGUCAUGACUUGCCACAUAUUCCUUCAUGUUCUGAGGAAUAAAAUCUUACCAUUGUCGAAAAUCAACUUGGUGGUGUUUGAUGACUGCCACCUGGCCAUCACAGACCACCCUUACUGUCAGAUAAUGAAGCUGUUUGAGGGCUGCUCCUGCACUCCUCGUAUCCUUGGUCUCACGGCUUCCAUUCUGAAUGGAAAGUGUGACCCAUCAGAACUGGAGCAGAAGAUUCAGAAUCUGGAAAGAAUCCUUAAGAGCAAUGCUGAGACUGCUACUGAUCUUGUGGUCCUGGACAGAUACGCCUCUCAGCCAAGAGAAGUGGUGUUGGACUGCGGUUCCUACGUGGACAAGAGUGGCCUCUCCUCCCGUUUGCAGGCUGAACUCAAUGAAGCUCUUCACUUCCUGAAUGACUGCAACAUAUCUGUGGUCAAGGAGGACCGUGAUCCCACAUUCAUCUCCAAACAGGUCCUCAAUGACUGCCGGGCCGUACUGCAGGUGCUGGGGCCCUGGUGUGCAGAUAAGGCAGCAGGCAUCAUGGUGCGCGAGCUACAGAAGUACAUCAAACACGAGCAGGAGGAACUCAGCCGCAAAUUUCUACUCUUCACGGACACUAUUCUGCGCAAAGUGCACGCUCUCUGUGAGGAGCAUUUCUCCCCCGCCUGCCUGGACCUCAAGUUUGUCACGCCAAAGGUCCUACGGCUGCUUGAGAUCCUGCACGAAUACAAGCCGUUUGAGCGGCAGCAGUUUGAAAGUGUGGAGUGGUACAACAACCGCAACCAGGACAACUAUGUGUCCUGGAGCGACUCUGAGGAUGAAGAUGAGGAUGAAGAGGUGGAAGCCAAAGAGAGGCCUGAAGCUAACUUUCCCUCUCCAUUCACAAAUAUCCUGUGUGGAAUCAUCUUUGUGGAGAGGCGUUAUACAGCUGUUGUCCUCAAUCGUCUUAUCAAGGAGGCAGGGAAGCAGGACCCAGAGCUUGCUUAUAUAAGUAGCAACUUCAUCACUGGCCACAGCAUUGGCAAGAACCAGGCACGCAACAAACAAAUGGAGGUGGAGUUCAGGAAGCAAGAGGAGGUUCUUCGCAAAUUCCGGGCUCAUGAAACUAACCUUCUGAUUGCCACCAGCAUCGUCGAGGAAGGCGUAGAUAUUCCAAAGUGUAACUUGGUGGUGCGGUUUGACUUGCCUACAGAGUACAGGUCCUACGUCCAGUCCAAAGGCCGAGCUCGGGCACCUGUCUCCAACUACAUCAUGCUGGCUGACACUGGGAGGACCAAAGCCUUUGAAGAAGAUCUCAGUACCUACAAGGCCAUAGAAAAAAUCUUAAGGAAUAAGUGCUCCAAGUCAGUGGAGGUGAGUGAGUUUGAAGUGGAACAGGUGAUGGAUGAUGACAACAUUCUACCACCCUAUGUCCUGCGGUCUGAGGAUGGAGGUCCUCGAGUCACCAUCAACACGGCCAUCGGUCACAUUAACAGGUAUUGUGCUCGGCUGCCCAGCGACCCAUUCACACACCUAGCACCAAAAUGUAAAACCGUGGAGAUGGGGGAUGGAUGUUUCCAGUCCACUCUCUACUUGCCUAUAAACUCCCCUCUGCGAGUUCCUGUCAAGGGUCCAGUGAUGAAUUGUGCAAGAGUGGCAGAGAAGGCAGUUGCACUAGUAUGCUGUGAGAAACUCCACAAAAUAGGUGAACUGGAUGAUCACCUGAUGCCCGUGGGAAAGGAGACGGUAAAAUACGAGGAGGAGCUUGAUCUUCACGAUGAGGAGGAGACCAGUGUCCCAGGCCGGCCUGGUUCUACGAAGAGAAGGCAGUGCUACCCCAAAGCUAUACCGGAGUGUCUGUGUGACUGUUAUGCAGUACCGGAGCAGAGCUACUACCUGUAUGUGAUUGGGAUGGUGCUCACCACUCCCCUCCCUGAUGAGCUCAAUUUCCGUAGAAGAAAGCUCUACCCGCCAGAGGACACCACCAGGUGCUUCGGCAUACUGACUGCCAAACCCAUACCUCGAAUUCCCCAUUUCCCGGUGUACACUCGCUCUGGUGAGGUGACCAUCUCCAUCGAGUUGCAGAAGUCUGGCUUCACGCUCACCACUGCCCAGCUCGACCUCAUCACUCGUCUCCACCAGUACAUUUUCUCCCAUAUUCUCCGCCUGGAGAAACCUGCACUGGAGUUCAUGCCCACAAUGGCUGACUCUGCUUACUGUGUUCUACCUCUGAAUGUUGUUGGAGACUCCAACACACUAGAUAUGGAUUUUAAGUUUAUGGAAGGCAUUGAGAAGUCUGAGGCCCGCACUGGCAUUCCUACUACUCAGUACACAAAGCAGAACCCCUUCACCUUUAAGCUGGAGGACUACCAGGAUGCUGUCAUCAUUCCAAGGUAUCGCAACUUCGACCAGCCUCAUCGCUUCUAUGUCGCUGAUGUGUACGCAGACCUGACACCACUCAGCAAGUUUCCUUCGCCAGAGUAUGAGACUUUCGCUGAGUACUACAAAACAAAGUACAACCUGGACUUGUCAAACCUUAACCAGCCGCUCCUGGAUGUAGACCACACCUCCUCCAGACUGAACCUGUUAACCCCUCGACACCUAAACCAGAAGGGCAAAGCCCUGCCACUCAGCAGUGCAGAGAAGAGGAAGGCCAAGUGGGAGAGUUUACAGAACAAACAGAUCCUGGUCCCAGAACUGUGUGCCAUCCACCCUAUUCCAGCCUCCCUGUGGAGAAAAGCAGUGUGUCUGCCCAGCAUUCUUUACCGCCUACACUGCCUGUUGACUGCUGAGGAGCUCAGAGCUCAGACAGCUAGUGAGGCCGGAGUGGGAGUCCAGACCCUCCCCCCUGACUUCAGAUAUCCAAACCUGGACUUCGGCUGGAAAAGGUCUAUUGACAGCAAAACCUUCAUAUCCUGCCCUGAGUCCUGCAGCGAGGAAGGUGCCAGUCACUGUAAGCACCAAGAGACUAUAAGCCCUGAUCCCAGUUCCCUAAUGCUUCCCAGUGGUGAGCACUCUUCCAUGUCUGAGCAGGAGGACUUCAAAGCUUUAGAUUCUGAAGAAGCCCCCUGCACCAGGAACCUAACUAAUGGCACUGCCUUCUUUGCUAGCUGUGACGAUGGCAACCAAAAUGAGCACCUUCCCCAAUGUGACAAUUGCCAAUGCUCCCAGCUCAGCUUUGCUGGGCUGCAGAGCUCCAAAUCAGUACAAAGCACUACCUCAGUUCUUGUGCAGCCCCCUCACACCUUGAAGAAGCCCAACUCCAGUCCUCCACAGCCUAGUGAUGAAUGUACAUCGGGGAGGACUUCAGACCACACAAAAAAAGCUACCUCAGUCUGCAGCCGAGCAGCCACGAGUCCCAACACUCUCACAGCACCUUCUGAUGUCUGUGCUCGUCCCCAGCAUGGAUCCCACGCAGCAAACUCACCCAAGAGCUUGGGGCCCAACCCCGGUCUCAUCCUGCAGGCCCUGACCUUGUCUAAUGCCAGCGACGGCUUCAACCUGGAGCGGCUGGAGAUGCUCGGUGACUCUUUCCUGAAGCAUGCCAUCACUACAUACCUGUUCUGUACCUACCCUGAUGCUCACGAAGGACGUCUCAGCUACAUGCGCAGCAAGAAGGUGAGCAACUGUAACCUGUACCGUCUGGGAAAGAAGAAAGGGCUUCCUAGCAGAAUGGUGGUGUCCAUCUUCGACCCUCCAGUUAACUGGCUGCCUCCUGGAUAUGUGGUCAACCAGGACAAGAGCAGCACCGACAGAAUGAAUUCAGAGGAGGCCAAAGAGGAGCUUUUGGCUAACGGGCGAUCUGGACACGAAUAUGAUGAGGAUGAUGACGAGGGCGAGGAUGUAGAUGAAGAUGGCGAGUUGAUGCUGAAAGAUGAGCCAAAAGAUGAAGUGAACAUGGAGGAUGAUCUUGAGUAUUACAAGGAGCACAUCCGCUUCAUUGACAACAUGUUGCUGGGAUCUGGAGCAUUUGGGAAGAAGAUCUCGUUGAGUGGCUUCCCUCCCAAUCUUACUCCAGCUUCAGGCUCCUCACCAGCUAUGGAAUCUCCGUAUGAUUGGAAGACCCCCAAGAAGCCCUCCCAUCCAACCGCAGCUCAUUACCCCACAGAGCAGGUGCCCAGUGGGCCCUCACCUGAGGAGUUUGACUACAGCUCGUGGGAUGCAAUGUGCUACCUGGACCCCAGCAAGGCCGGUGAGGAGGAUGACUUUGUGGUAGGCUUUUGGAAUCCAUCGGAAGAGAACUGUGGCACUGAGCUCGGUAAGCAGUCCAUAUCCUACGACCUGCAUACAGAGCAGUGCAUCGCAGACAAGAGCAUCGCUGACUGUGUCGAGGCUCUGCUAGGUUGCUACCUGACCAGCUGUGGAGAGAGAGCUGCACAAAUGUUCCUGUGUUCACUGGGCCUCAAGGUUUUACCAUUGGAGAGAGGUCCACCGACUGGAGCAGCGGCACAGGUUCACACUCAUACUCAAGUCGCAGACCUGUGUUACGGCUGGCUCAAGAUCCCACCCCGCUGCAUGCUGGACCAUCCAGAUGCAGAACGAACUCUCAACCACCUCAUAUCUGGCUUUGAGAACUUUGAAAAAAAGAUCAACUACACUUUUAAGAACAAGGCUUAUCUCCUGCAAGCCUUCACUCACGCUUCCUACCAUUAUAACACCAUUACAGAUUGUUACCAGCGGCUGGAGUUUCUUGGCGAUGCAAUUCUAGACUACCUCAUAACAAAGCACCUUUACGAAGACCCACGGCAGCACUCUCCUGGAGUACUGACCGACCUGCGCUCAGCGCUCGUCAACAACACCAUCUUUGCCUCUCUGGCUGUUAAAUACGAUUAUCACAAGUACUUCAAGGCCAUCUCGCCAGAGCUUUUCCACGUCAUUGAUGACUUUGUGCAGUUUCAGCUGGAGAAGAAUGAAAUGCAAGGCAUGGACUCUGAGCUGCGACGCUCCGAAGAAGACGAAGAGAAGGAGGAGGACAUUGAAGUCCCUAAGGCCAUGGGAGAUAUCUUUGAGUCGCUAGCUGGAGCAAUUUACAUGGACAGCAGGAUGUCAUUGGAGACUGUGUGGCAAGUGUAUUAUCCAAUGAUGAGGCCACUUAUAGAGAAAUUCUCUGCCAAUGUGCCACGCUCUCCUGUGAGAGAGCUGCUCGAGAUGGAACCAGAAACUGCAAAGUUCAGCCCUGCAGAAAGAACGUAUGAUGGGAAAGUCCGCGUGACGGUGGAGGUCGUCGGAAAGGGCAAGUUUAAAGGUGUUGGCCGCAGCUACCGGAUUGCCAAGUCGGCAGCGGCGCGACGAGCUCUGCGCAGCCUCAAAGCCAAUCAACCUCAGGUCCAAAACAAUUGAGCUCUCUUACUGAGCUGUCAACAUUAGCACCUAAGUUACCGAAGCCGACAGAGCAACGUCGGCUUCCGAACACAGCACGAUACUAGCCCUGUAUCUUUAGCCUGUGAUGGCACAACAACGGCACCCAGGGAACACUGUGUGCAGACACAACAAUUGAAGAAGACUGAUAUCACAGCCUAUUUCACAUUAGAUAUUCUACCUUUCUUUUUUUUUGCGCAAACACAAUCUUUACUUUUCCUUUCUGCUUUGUGUAAUCAUGAGUGCUUUAUUAACGUAUAGCAAGGUGUUUAUAUAUAAAAAAAAAAAAAAGGUCAGGUCACAGUGUCAAUUCCCCACUGUUCUUUUUGUUGUCAUCUGUUUUUAACCUUGUGUCAGUGAGAUGAGGCUUAUGCUUAUUGUGUAGUAUUAGAUUGUACAUAGUUCAAUCAGAGGUGUAUGUAGGAAGAAAAAAAAAAAAAAACGCUAAACCCCUCAGCCUGUGCACUAGUGCCAGUCAGUUUUAAAGCGGUUUGUAAAAUGCUAACGGCAGACGUGGCUAACAGAUACCACUGGAGCGAACACCUGGUGGCAUUUCUGUCUAAUCUGUCUUGAAAUGUAUUCUUGAUCAGUUUUGCACUUAUUCCAUUAGGAUCUGUUAUUUUUAAAAUGGUGUGGUCAGAUUGACACCAAAAUCAUAUACGUAGCAAAGUAUAUAAAUAUAUAUGAAAUGCAUAAAUGAUAUUAUCGGCCUUAGAUGCUAAGGCUCACCGUCAUCCUGCAAAACGGAUAGGAAUUACAACAUUCCCAGUUACUGUAAUUUAAACUAGUUUCUAACCGCACUUGAGGUUGCAUGUUCUUGUAGCUUAUGUAUAAACCGAGACAACUGGAUGGCUUCUAUAAAUGUUUCAAGUCUACGGCUAUAUGUAGUGCGACAGCCAGGUGAGAUGUUUAAGGCAUUAUCUCUGCGAUUUGGUUUUAGCGAUGCUAAGAGUGGAUGGAGUCGACUUGGUCAGUCUUGCGCAAUAGAUGUCUUUCCACAGCAAAUCAUCCAGUUUUGAUACGAGGAAAAAAGAGAAACUCACCCGUUCAAUAUGCUGCAGAAUUUUCUAUGAGUUGGAUACUCGUGUGUGACACGGAAUCUUUUCAGACCGUCUUUGUGAACAAGACCAAUUCAUUUCAACAGUGUUCCUCACAUCCCUUACCUACCAAAGCUAUAGUAGAUGUGACACUAUGAGAAUGAAGUCAGUUCCCGAGGGUAAGAAUACCAGCCUCGUCUGUGGUUUUUGCUUCUUGCUAAAUGUCUCCCCCCUCGCCCUCAUAAAUAAGCCCUUUUCACUUGAAUACCUCAGUUAAUUGCAUGCAUUUUCUUGUCUUUGUUUUUCUUUUUUGUUUGGUGCUAAUUUUUUUUUUGUAUUAAGCUUGAACUUCUCAUCUUUUUUGCACUGUAACUAUAAUACCUCUUUAUUUGACCUCCUUUUUUUUUUUUUUUUUUUUAACUGUUUAGUUUGUUGGUCUUGUUUGUUUGCUAUAGAGCUGUAAAGGAAAGCUGUGUGGUCGACUCUUCUCCCCUCUCAUACUUGAGGCACUUGAUGAUUUUUAGAGGGCGGGGAUAGGAAUUGUUUUCUCUGCACAUAAAUUAGUUUCAUCAUCUAUUCAUUUCAAACAAUUUAGAGUUUCCUUUCGAAUUCAGGGGUAAAACAGACGAUUGAUUGAUCACACGAGGAUACGUGCUUGUAGAGGUAAUCGGAUUGCACUCUUAAAUUUGCUCCAAAAAAUAGGCGGUGAAAAUACUUGACUUAACUCUUCAGUUCUGUCUUCAUAAAUAAGGGUUGGAAAAGACUUUUACCUGUGUGACACCUGAACUGUUAGUAUAGCGAUCUGAAAUCUAAUCGGUCACAAAAUCCUCCACACAGGUCUUCUACCUCAAAGGACCGUCCUCUCAGUGUUCAUUUCUGCACAAGACUGAAGUUCAGUUCAGUGCACUCUGACAGCGCCGUCUACAUCAGAUCUUCAGUAUACAAUAAGCCAAUCUCCAGUUCCAUCAUAAUGAUUUGCGUCGCUUGUCUUGAAUCAAAGAUGUGACUCAGAUCUUAGUGCCUUCUGUGGGAGGAAACCAGCGUGUGCACGGACUAGAUCGCAGGCCCUGCUCGUAUCUGAUGUUAACAAGGCUAUUCAGUGUUCUGAUCCAAAGUGGACAGCCCACUUCACUCCGUCAUUAGAAUGCAUCUCCGUGGGUGUAGAGUACCACUCGUGAUUGGCUCUCAGUCCUCCACUCUGUAUGCAAAUAUGUGCCUGCCUUGACGCCGUUUUCAAAAACCACAUGCCAGAUCCUGCACGGGUGCAUUUUCCAAACCAGCGUUUGCCCGUACUCGGACGGCUCGGUCAUUACCUGUAGUCGUCUCCAAAUCCAGAUGACUUGCCAUGUAUGGGCUACGGACAAUGUUAGCUAUGAUGCUUGACCAAGGUGGGUCAUUGUUUAGAGUGGGUCUGUGGAAACUGACUUGGGGAACACUGAAAAGGAAAAUGCCUGGUGAAAGCAUUUAGCUGCAGGAUUGGAUUUUUGGCCUGGAGUUUUGUUUUGUUUUACUGGCAGGGUUAGUGGAGUCAGUGGAGUAGCCUCCUGAGUAGCGUUGUUCACAGCAUCUUCAGCGACACACUGAAUACACAAAUCAACAUGAAUGUAUAUGUUCUUGCUUUUGAUCUAAACUCCGUAAUUAAACUGAAGAUUAUUCCUAAAUAAAUCAUGUCACUGAUUGGCUCCAGUGUCCUUGGCUGACUGAAGACCCACUGCAGACAUUUUCUAACUCUGACCCAUGCUAAGUGUUACUAGAGAAAACAUAAACCUGAGAACUCAGGACAGGAACUGGCUCUGACUGGGUGCCCGAAAGGGUUCGAUCAACAACAGAGGGCAGAAGUAUUCUGUGUUACAAACACCCAAACGAAGUUCAGACUGAUAGCUGCUGCAGUACGGUAGUUUUGAAUAUGGCCACAAAUUCCAAAUUUCUGUUGACCCGUUUGUUGCAGCAACCUGAUUCUUUCUUUUUCCCAGAUUCCCAUUCACUUCCUUUGGUCCAACAGAAUACUACGUGAAGAGUAAAUGUGAAACUUUGCAACACUUCAGUCCACCUUUUUCCAGCUUAUCACUGUCAGAGUGCAAUCUGUUAUUAUUUCUCAAGCAGGCAGAGUGGAACUAUGAAAACCAGGCUGUGAUUUCUCAUUCCCCCAUUAGAGACACUGUGGGCUAUCAGUUUCACCCUGCCACUCCUCACUCUGUAGUAAACACACAGAGCUGAACACACUAAUCAUCAGUGAGACUCUGGGAGGGACAGAAGAGGGAUUAUUUUAAAAAAAGAAAACAAAUGUGAAAUCGCUCGCGGUGCCACGCCCACUGUAUUAUGUGUGACCGAUGGAAAACAAGGAUCCUUUUCAGAUGGAGAUGAAGACGUGUGUGGGAGUGCUGAAAUUAAGGUAGCCCUGGAUUAUUUGGAGUGGACGAUGUUUUCUUCUACUGGCAAAGUUUUUUUCUUUUUUUUUUUUUUUUUUUUUUUUUGUACAUGUAGCACAAUUGAGCAUUGCACUUGGGCGCCAUACCUUACCUCAUGUCAAAGUGUGAAAGGGACUGAACAAUGGAGGAAAAAGCAGUGUGUGUAUAUAUGAUGCCAUGUUAUUAAGGACUAACUUGUGGUUUGCUGCUGUCUCAGUUGCUGGUGUUACACAAAUCUAUGUUUAAAAUGAGAGAAUGAGACGAUUGGAGAGGAAAGAUAAAACCGUGCCUGCAGGCUCUCACCUGACAAAUACACUGUAAGAAGAAUCUCUGUAAUUGGGGCUAAAAUGUCUGGAUGUCAUGUGUCGGAUAUCCUGCCUUAAAUGUGUUUGGAAAUGAAUUGUAAAGUUAAACUGACACUUUGAAUUGAAUCCUGCUUUGUCACAGAAUGCAAACUAGCCCACCACAGGAGGAGAAAUGAGGCUGGCACAUGUAAUCAAACUUCCAACCUUUUGAGAACCUAAAGGAAAAAUCUACUCAUGCCUGUGAGAAGCAGCUCACAUGAGCACGUCUGCUCUUCAAGUGUAGGCUGAAAGUGGUCUGUCAUUCAAACGAAUUGGACCAUAAACUGUUUACAUUUGAUUGUCUGUGAUCUUCUGUGAAUUCUUUGCCUGUAAAAUUACUGCUCGUUUUCGCCGUGGAUGUAAUUAGAAUGUUUUGACACCAAUCAUGAAAAAAGUGACACUUUGAAGUCAAACUAUAUAGAUUACUGUAGUAACACUGUUUGGUCUUCAAGUUGGGAUUUAUCAGAACACCUUCAGCAUCAGCAGCAGUCUUCUUUCUGCAGCUGUUAUAAACGAGCAAACACUGCACUUCUUGGUCCUUUGUGCAAACUCCAAGAGUUACUAUGGAGACUCUAAAGUGGGUCUCCUCCAGUAGGUCAAAGUAUCUAGCCCAUGCAGCUUUGUGUCCACAGCUCACUCUGUAAUUUUCCAUUUAAUUGAUGUGAUUACAUAAAGUCUGUGGAAACAACAAAUUGUCCUUUUCAAGGUAGAGUAGAGCCUAACCAAAACAGCAAACUUUCAGUACUGAUAUAUUAACUGAUACUGGCUUUGUAAUACUUCACCAUUGUGUACUGUGGAUUUGACAAACUAUGAUUGUCAUUUCUUAAUUACAUCAAGCGUUCCUGAUCUUAAAACAAUACAUUGUCUCAAUAAUACUUUAUUUUAUUUUGAAAUGUCAGGUGCUAUUACUGAUAUGGAAAUGUUGAUGCAGGGUCCACAUGUCAGUUUCCAACAUGUGUUCCUAAUGGCUCUGCUUUAGUGCGAGCUUAGACUAAUGGAUCUGACGCCUGAUUACAGAGUCAGUGAAUUUUAAGUCUCGGCGAGGUGUGUGCAGUUUAACAAACAGGGAAGAUAAACAAACAGCAUAUUGUGGUGGUAGAAGUGCUUUAACGUUUAUGGUGCUGAAGGUGGACGUGGACUCACUACGGUGUGCUCGUGUAUUUGUUUAAGACCUUACAGUGGAUAUCAGUGGGUACUGUGAUGAAUGGUAUGACAAUCUUGGAAAAUGGGUAAGGUUUUCUACAAUGCUUCAUUACAAUCAAGUUUCCAAAGUGUUUACAUUUUCUGUGAAUGACUGUCAGAAAAUUCUUUUUUU
Molecule: messenger RNA, 11390 nt
Organism: Maylandia zebra (zebra mbuna)
Lineage: Eukaryota; Metazoa; Chordata; Actinopteri; Cichliformes; Cichlidae
Source: RefSeq, a predicted model, not a curated record